Molecule: messenger RNA, 1271 nt
Organism: Plutella xylostella (diamondback moth)
Lineage: Eukaryota; Metazoa; Arthropoda; Insecta; Lepidoptera; Plutellidae
Source: RefSeq, a predicted model, not a curated record
CAGCCUGAGCACGGACUCGGCUAUCAUGGCGCUGCGACGGUUCAUCGCGCGGCGCAACUGUCCCUCCGAGCUUCACUCCGACAACGGGACCAACCUGCGGGGCGCCGACGUCGAGUUGAAGAAAGCAGCGCUGGCGGCCAUGGAGGAGGAGGCGUCGGUGCGCUUCAUCCAGUGGCGGUACAUCCCUCCGAGCGCGCCAUUCAUGGGCGGCGCGUGGGAACGGCUGGUGCGGAGCGUCAAGAACGCGCUGCAAGUCACACUGCACGAGCGCGCGCCGAAAGAAGAGGUCCUCGCUACACUACUGGUCGAGGCGGAGCACACCAUCAACAGUCGGCCACUCACCCACGUGUCGACCUCUGCAGACGACGAGGAAGCCCUCACGCCGAACCACUUCCUGCUGGGCGAGCCGUCACGAGUGCCGCUGCCGGGAGCCUUCACCGAGGACGACGAGGCCGGCCGCAAGGACUGGAGGAAGAGUCAACGCCUGGCAGACAUGUUCUGGGCGCGCUGGGUACGAGAAUACCUACCGGAGCUGCAACACCGGCGGGAGCCCCGAGCCACCAACGGGGCCAUCAAGAAGGACGACCUCGUGCUCAUCGCGGACGGGACUCUACCACGGAACUGCUGGCCACGCGGAGUCGUCGUGUCUACCUACCCCGGUCCAGACGGCGAGGUGCGAACAGUCGACGUGCGCACCAACAGAGGGGUACUCCGGCGGCCUACGAAGAAAUUGGUCAUCCUGCCAGUCAACACUUGAACACGCAAGAUUCCAGCUACAAGAGCUGCGGCGGGAGAGAUGUUCAAGACUGUUUAGAUUAGAUGAUUGAUUUAAUUGUUUAUAAUUUGAGUUAUUGUUUAAUAAUUAAAGUUUAUCUAGUUAAGUAGUUCGUAGGUAGAAAUAUAUAAUAAAGUUAUUGUUUUUAGUUAGGUAUAAUGUUAGGUAAUAGUUUGUAAAUAUACCUAGUAUAAGUUGUUUAUUAAUAAAUAAACUAUGAGGCUUGUUAGGCGCGAUAAUAGAUAGUAGAUAGUACCAAUGAGGGCGCUUAUGGUGCAAAGCGCUCUGAUUGGUCGACGCAUUUCUUGCCCCGCCUCCCACCGCCCGCGCGGCGGAGAGCGCAUUUAAAUAUAGGCGGUCCGGGCCGCCUCGAUCAUUCCGGUCGCAGCCUCCAAGAAGCAAAGAAGCCUCCAAAUAAUAGAAGAAAAAAGCCUUCUCAUUACAAGCACCUGCCCUGCCCUACAAGAAAGAAGAAUCCCUGCUUGCUCUUCGAUCA